UUCUCAGACUGACUCGUGAUUGGUUUCCACCAGCACGCCGCCGACAGCAGGGUAGUACGUCCAGUCAGCAUGUUGUCAGUGAAAAUGGCGACUUGGUGUGUGCGGGCGCUGAGACAGAGCUACUGUGUUGUUGCUUCUCCUUCACUAUUCAGAGCGUCUCCGCGGUUGUUGUGCACAGCCGCCCAGCAGAAGAAUGGCCGGGGCUCGGAGGAUGAGACAGAGAAGCCGGAGCAGAGUGCAGCAGAGAAGACCCUGGUGGAGGAGAAGACCCAGCUGGAGGAGCAGCUGAAGGAUGUCACGGAGAAGUACAAGCGGGCUUUAGCUGACACAGAGAACCUCAGGACCAGGAGUCAGAAGAUGGUAGAAGAUGCCAAAUUAUAUGGCAUCCAGGGCUUCUGCAAGGACUUGCUGGAGGUGGCAGACAUCUUGGAGAAAGCGACGGAGAGCGUGCCGAAGGAGGAAGUGACGAGCCAGAACCCGCACCUGAAGAACCUGUACGACGGCCUGGUGAUGACCGAGGUGCAGAUCCAGAAGGUGUUCAACAAGCACGGCCUGGUCAAGCUCAACCCCGACGGCCAGAAAUUCGACCCAUAUGAGCACGAGGCGCUGUUCCAUGCACCUGUGGAGGGCAAGGAGCCCGGCACCGUUGCCGUAGUAACCAAGGUGGGCUACAAGCUUCAUGGUCGAACCCUAAGGCCGGCUCUGGUGGGCGUGGCCAAAGCCUCUUAGUGCUGAGGCAGCACUGUGACAGAAGAUUUGGUGUUUGGCCGGGACGAAGGAUCACCUCGAGUAUAGCAGACUGGUCGAGGUCCCACCGCACUCUUCUCGCCGCCCUCUCCCCCCUCAAACCCCCUACCCCCACCCCCACCUCGUGGUGCCUCAGGCAGACAGGAACCAACUGAACUGAACAUGCAAACUGUGUGAACAGAGUUGCAGCACUUUGGUGUGGGGCGUCUCAUCUGGACGAGUCACAUUAGAUUUCAGAUUUCAGUUAGAUUUCAGCCAUGUGUCUUGUCUUUGUCAUAGUAUGUUGCUUUUUCUCUGGCGGGAUGUAGUGCUCCUACCAACUGUCAUUGAUGUUAUUGUUAUUCAUAAUGGAAUCACUGUUUGUAAAGAAAUACUUUACACCAAAUCACACGGAAAGGUCUGCAUGUCUUUAUGCAGGCACAAGCCACCUGACUGGAAGAGAAACAGUUGAAAAUAUGUUGUAUUCAUUAAUAACCUGAUGCUGUUUAUUAAAGAAGCAUAAAAUGUCCUAACUUCAAGUUCUGUUGUGGCUCAGCUGUUAAUGUUAAAAUAUCAUCAGAAUAUUUAGUGUUAAAAUGCAUAAUGGGAUUGGAGGUGAGUGAUCCUGAUACUGAACUGCUGAUAUCAUUCCAGACAUUUUGUUUAACAUCAUAUAAUCUUUGAUGUGAUUCCUCCCUUCCUCGUUUCAUUUUUACGCGAUUAAAAGUUUGACAGUUUUACUGUAUUUUAUGGACGAGGCAGGAACUUUGUAAAGCCUGAGAUUUUUUUUGCAGUGAAAUGGGUUUUCCAAGGGUUGACUCACCAUCAUCAUCAUCAUCAUCAUCAUCAUCAUCAUCAUCAUGGCACAUCAUAGACAGAUGAUGUUCAUAUUGGUGCUCAGGCUUCAUUUGAUGGUAAUGUCCCACUGCCAGCUUCAGAAUAAACUGAUCAACUCAGGUUUCCUCCA
This is a messenger RNA of Myripristis murdjan (pinecone soldierfish), 1693 nucleotides long. RefSeq names its product GrpE-like 1, mitochondrial (gene grpel1). The coding region runs from base 70 to 729 and encodes 219 amino acids. The record is from RefSeq and is a predicted model, not a curated record. NCBI's taxonomy places the organism in Eukaryota, Metazoa, Chordata, Actinopteri, Holocentriformes, Holocentridae. Gene Ontology annotation, cellular component: PAM complex, Tim23 associated import motor. Gene Ontology annotation, molecular function: adenyl-nucleotide exchange factor activity; protein-folding chaperone binding; protein homodimerization activity. The transcript is spliced from 4 exons. Gene Ontology annotation, biological process: protein folding; protein import into mitochondrial matrix.